Suillus fuscotomentosus is the source of this 2179-nucleotide messenger RNA. RefSeq lists its product as uncharacterized. Gene Ontology annotation, molecular function: GTP binding. The record is from RefSeq and is a predicted model, not a curated record. The coding region runs from base 218 to 1996 and encodes 592 amino acids. Lineage: Eukaryota; Fungi; Basidiomycota; Agaricomycetes; Boletales; Suillaceae. The transcript has 16 exons.
CGUCAAGCCCCGAAUGAACGGUCACUAAAUUUUCAGCGCUUCCAGGUCUGACAAGACUCUUCUGCAAGUUUCUCAAGCAUAUUUACUGGCAUCGGGUCGGCACGUGCAAACAAGCGCUGAUACGACGUUCGCGUCCCAGGGCUACUACUUGUUGCUCUCCCGUCAUCCAUUCACUCCUUACCCUUUCUUCCACUGACUCCCAUCGAUUUGAAGGACAAUGUCUGGAAAUACCCCUACCGUAGUCGCCUCCUCUGCUCCUCUCUACAUCUCCAAUAUUGUCAUCCGCCUUGAUGAUACUUCGAAGAAGAAGGUCGAUUUUGCCGAGUUGAAUAUCGAUUCACAGCGACAGAAGAUCCGCUACAUCUCGGAUCAAGACAGGGACCUUAGUAAAAAAUUCGACCCCGCCAUUCCGGUAACUACUGAGCAGGUUUCCUUAUCUGUGCACUGUUACCAUACUACGGGCUUGUUUCCGCGGAAGAUCGUCGUGAGUUUUCCAUUAACCAGAAAAGACAUCUUGGCCAAUAUAAUGGAUCACGACGGCCAACGAGUGUAUAAGGUGAUUCGGAGGAAGCUGACAGUCGUCAUUACAAUACGACAGCUGCAGUCGACUAGCAGCAGUAUUCUAGAGAUUUGCCCGAGAUUCCGGCUACUGGUAAUAGGGAAGACCGGAGUCGGAAAGUCAUCACUGAUUCAACAGGCAUUCAAAAUCAAAGAAGUAAAAGUUGAUGAAAACAAGCGUGGUGAAGCGGAUAUCAACGAGGAAUUCACUGCGCCAGAAAAUGAACGAUUUGUUGUCCAUGAUAGUCAGGGAUUUGAAGCUGGCGAUAGCAUGAUUUUCAAGACUGCAAAAGACUUCAUUGCCCGCCGCCGCACCGAGCCCGAAUUGCAGGACAAAAUCCACGCGGUCUGGCUCUGCCUCUCGAUACCUCAUGCCAAUGGACGUUUGCUUGAGAACGGAGUAGAGGAAUUUCUCAAAUCAAGGCAGGAAAUACUAGGCGAUAUUCCGAUCAUUGCUGUCUUCACCAAGCAUGACGUUUUUGUCAGCGAAUUGGAGCUCGAAGCUGCUGAUUCCGACCAAUAUGAUGAAGCCGCGCUCGACCAGCUCAAAGUUGACGAAUUGGAUAGACUGUGUAUCCGGCCGCUUAAGGAAGUAGCUGGGAGUGAUAUCUUGCACAUAACUGUUUCUGCGAAGCAAGAGUAUGAGAGCACCAUAAGAAAACUGGUCGAUCUUACAACCACGAACGUCGAAAAAUUUGUCGCCUCAGAAGCGGCAUUAGUAAUGAUGAUAGCCCAGCGAGUAGACAUCAAUCUUAAAGUUGAGGCAUCAAUUGCCGUCGGCAAGAAAAGAUAUUGGAGAGGUCUCGCUUCGAGCAUGAACUUCGCAGGCUUUACCAUGUUGGACUGCUUGUCUGUGAUUCACAAGGACAUCAUUGACGUUUGGAACUUCCACGACCCUCACUGUCACUUGUCCAGUGACCAGUUCAAAGAACUGAUACUAAAAGAUAUAGACAAUGCCGACCUUCCACGCGCAGCACAAGCUUUUGGAUUCGGCCUCACCGUGGUCGCGGCAAUUGCAUCGAUUUUGACAGCGCUGGCUGGCCCGGCCCUACCAAUUGUUGUGCCGAUUGCCGCAGGGGCGGUCUUGGCUAAAUUUGCUUAUGAUACCUAUCAACAGAAAACCAUUGUCUUGCGGCGGAUUAUGACAUACAUCGUGGAUUUAACAUGUAUCAUGCAGAUCUUGUUCCUGCUAGCACUGACAGGCCCUAUUUCUCGUCACGUUGUCAAAAUUGCCAUCAGAGCCUAUGAGGAGGCGGGCAAAAGCAAUGUUCACUUAGCCAUUCAAUCCCACCAUGUGUCUGUCAAUCGUAACGGAGGGGACCAUGCGCUGGAUGAGAUUGUUAGAUUGAUCAAUCGCUAUACUAUCAAAGCUGAAGAAGUCCAGGACCUAAGAACGAGGAUUGGGCCCGUGGAUUUGCGAGCAGACGAAGAGUGGUAGAUGUGUGCGGGCCUGCAUAUAUGACAGCGGUCAAUGAUUGUGGUCUGCAAAGUGUACCUUGUCCACCAAUAUGUGCAUGCAUGCAUUUACUUAUCUAUGUAUACGUCUGACCAAGGAAACUCGAGCCACGUAACUUAUCGAGGUCAUAUGAUGCGACACACACACAAACGAGAUGCACACACA